Molecule: messenger RNA, 1695 nt
Organism: Amblyraja radiata (thorny skate)
Lineage: Eukaryota; Metazoa; Chordata; Chondrichthyes; Rajiformes; Rajidae
Product: zinc finger protein 239-like
Exons: 1
Coding region: 109-1239 (376 amino acids)
Biological process (GO): regulation of transcription by RNA polymerase II
Cellular component (GO): nucleus
Molecular function (GO): DNA-binding transcription factor activity, RNA polymerase II-specific; RNA polymerase II transcription regulatory region sequence-specific DNA binding
Source: RefSeq, a predicted model, not a curated record
CAGAGAGACGGGGCCAUAAGCGGCCAUUGAGGGCAGCCUGGGUGCCGGUGAGCACCCCCUCCCCCAUCUGCUCGGUGUGUGGGCUGAGCUUCGACGGGCUUACCCUCAAUGGAGGGGCACAAGACGAAGAAGCGUUAUGAGUGCGACGUGUGUGGCAAGGCCUGUCUGACCCCAGGCCUGCUGGAGACCCACCGGCGGAUGCACACGGGAGAACGCCCCUUCGACUGCUCGGAGUGCGGCAAGAACUUUAAAUGCUCCGACAACCUGCAGAAGCACAGCCUCGUGCACUCCGACAAGAGGCCCUUCACCUGCUCCGACUGUGGCAAAGGCUUCAAGUCGUCCACACAGCUGAAGUUGCACAGACGCGUGCACACCGGGGAGCGGCCCUACACCUGCAGCGACUGCGGCCAGGGCUUCAGCCAGUCCGGCAACCUGCUGGAGCACAAGCGCACCCACACCGGCGAGCGCCCCUACACCUGCGCCCAGUGCGGCAAGGGCUUCCCCCGCUCAAGCAGCCUGAUGGAGCACCAGCUCACCCACACCGGCGAGCGGCCCUUCACCUGCAGCGAGUGCGGCAAGGGUUUCACCCGCUCCACCCGGCUGCGAAGGCACCAGCGCACCCACACCGGCGAGCGCCCCUACAUCUGCACCCAGUGCGGCAAGGGAUUUACCCGCUCCGACCACCUGCUGUCCCACCAGCGCACGCACACCGACGAGCGCCCCUACGUCUGCACCCAGUGCGGCAAGGGGUACACCCACCCCAGCAACCUGCUGUUCCACCAGCGCUCCCACACUGGAGAGCGACCCUACACUUGCGCCCAGUGUGGCAAGAGCUUCACCCGCUCCACCAGCUUGCUGUACCACCAGCGCAUCCACACUGAUGAGCGCCCCUACACCUGUACCCAAUGCGGCAAGGGCUUCACCAGCUCCACCCAGCUGCGGGGCCACCAGCGCAUCCACACUGGCGAGCGUCCCUACACCUGUACCCAGUGCGGCAAGGGCUUCACCAGUUCCACCCAGCUGCUGGCCCACCAGCGGUUGCACGCCGGCGACCGUCCCUUCCCCAGACCGGAGUGUGGAGAGAGCUUUGCCAUGGCCUCCCAUGCCCUGUCUCACGAGCGCGUGCACACCAGUGGCCAACCCUACGACUGCCCGUACUGCGGUGAGGCGUUUGACAGCUCGCGGGGGUUGCGGCAGCACUGGUGGACUCAUGCCGGCGAGCAGCUGUUCCCACUGUGACAAGCGUUUCAAGAGCGCACGGGGGCUGCGUGAGUACCAGCAGAUACACACCGGAGAGAGACCCUUUGUGUACGCUGAGUGUGACAAGGGUUUCACCUGCAUGUCCAGCCUGCCUUCUCUCCAUACCCCCUGAUCCCCUUAGUGACAAGGGCCACAUCUAACUCCCUCUUAAAUAUAGCCAAUGAACUGGCCUCAACUACCUUCUGUGGCAGGGAAUUCCAGAGAUUCACCACUCUCUGUGUGAAAAAUGUUUAUCUCAUCUCAGUCCUAAAAGACUUCCCCCUUAUCCUUAAACUGUGACCUUCUCUCAAGACACACAGUCCCUCUUUCUCACACACUCCCUCUCUUGCUCUCUCACGCACGCACUCUCUCACACACACAUUCUCACACAUACUCUUUCUCACACACACACACUCUCCUUGUAUCUAGACUAGGCGUGCAUUUUACCCUACAUGC